AUCCUGUCCCAGCCCCAGCCAGGGUGUCAUGUCCUUCCUGUUCUCCGGCCACAUCCUGAUCCGAAACAACAGUGACCAGGAUGAGCUGGACACAGAGGUGGAGCUCAGCCGCAGGUUGGACAACCGGCUGGUGCUGCUGUUCUUCGGCGCCGGGACAUGCCCACAGUGCCAGGCCUUCGCACCUGUCCUCAGGGACUUCUUUGUGCGGCUCACAGAUGAGUUCUAUGUGCUUCGGGCAGCCCAGCUGGCCCUGGUGUAUGUGUCCCAGGACCCCACGGAGGAGCAGCAGGACCUAUUCCUCAGAGACAUGCCCAAUAAGUGGCUCUUCCUGCCCUUUGACGAUGACCUGAGGAGGGACCUCAGACGCCGGUUCUCCGUGCAGCGCCUGCCGGCGGUGGUGGUACUCAAGCCGGGCGGCGACGUGCUCACUCGCGACGCGACUGAUGAGAUACAGCGCCUGGGCCACACCUGCUUCGCCAACUGGCUGGAGGGGGCCGAGGUGCUAGACCGCAGCUUCCUGCAGCCGGAGGACCUGGACGACCCCGCACCGCGCAGCCUCACUGAGCCGCUGCGCCGCCGCAAGUACCGCGUGGACGCGGCGGCGCCAGGGACACGCGGCUCGCGGGAAGGGGGUGGCCCCGGGGCGGAAAGCGGGGUGGGGAGGCUGUUCUGACCCCGGGGGUGGGGAUUCUGGGAUGAUACACCCGAGGAGGAGGCGGGUGAGGGGGCCGUUUUGACCCCUGGUUUUCCCCUCAUACUGAGAACAAAAUCAAACUCUCGACGGUGACACUGGAGGGCCGGCGUGAUCAGACGAGAGAGAACCGACGGACCGGGGGCGGAUCUACGAUGUGCCCUCCCCACCUCGCUGGUGGGCGGGUCGGGGGCUGCUUUGAGUCCCCCCAAGGUGGAAAGCUGGCGGGAGAAGGGAAGUCAGUGUUGAACUCCAACUGGGUUGGAGGGAAGGGAGCCGGGCAAGGGAAGGGGACCAUUCUGAGUUUCGGCCAGGAGAGUGGGGCCCCAGCACUAGGCCACAGCAGGGGGCAGGGGACUGUUCUGAGUUCCCCGGAAGCAGGGUAAGGCGGAGAGGUAGCGAAUAGGGAGAAUCUUCUUGAGGUCCACGCCCCAGGAGGCGAUGGGGCUGUGAUGAGAUCCCGGGGAAAAGCAGGGCGGGACCUGGGGUAGCGUGGGACCCUACGGCGGUGCGGGUGGCGGAGGUCUCCCUAU
This is a messenger RNA of Rhinolophus ferrumequinum (greater horseshoe bat), 1224 nucleotides long. It is a transcript of the gene NXNL1, whose product is annotated as nucleoredoxin like 1. Gene Ontology annotation, cellular component: mitochondrion. NCBI's taxonomy places the organism in Eukaryota, Metazoa, Chordata, Mammalia, Chiroptera, Rhinolophidae. The transcript is spliced from 2 exons. The record is from RefSeq and is a predicted model, not a curated record. The coding region runs from base 29 to 673 and encodes 214 amino acids. Gene Ontology annotation, biological process: photoreceptor cell maintenance.